Pichia kudriavzevii is the source of this 1941-nucleotide messenger RNA. RefSeq lists its product as uncharacterized. The record is from RefSeq and is a predicted model, not a curated record. Gene Ontology annotation, biological process: nucleotide catabolic process. NCBI's taxonomy places the organism in Eukaryota, Fungi, Ascomycota, Pichiomycetes, Pichiales, Pichiaceae. Bases 1 to 1941 code for a protein of 646 amino acids. The transcript has a single exon. Gene Ontology annotation, cellular component: cytosol. Gene Ontology annotation, molecular function: hydrolase activity.
AUGCUUAUAAUAACACAGAUACUAUCCUUUGUACUUGUGUUGUACUUGGUACUAUCCCACAUUACUUCAAUUACAGACAUAGGUCCAAUAUAUGGAAUCACUCUCAAAAGUAAGACAUCUCAACACAAUCCUGACUACUUCAAUCCAUAUUCGAGGGUAAACACAAGACAACAACUAGGUUCCCGUUUACCAAACAUUAACGAACCUUUGCGGGAUUUAAAAUGGGGUCGUCUUAAUUUCUUACACACUACUGAUACCCAUGGAUGGUAUCUGGGCCAUACUAAUCAACGCCAAUAUUCCGCUGAUUGGGGGGACUUGAUUUCAUUCCAUCAUAAUAUGCAACAGUUAUCAAAUGACCAGGGAGUUGAUUUGUUAAUGGUGGAUUCCGGCGAUAGACACGAUGGAAAUGGUUUGUCGGACUUAACUGUACCGAACGGAUUGUAUUCGUCAAAGUUGUUCAUGAUGCUAGACUAUGAUUUAAUAACCGUGGGGAAUCACGAGUUAUAUGAUCCCCAGGUUAGUCAAUUAGAAUACGACGUUUUGGUGCCUAGAUACGGUGAACGGUUUGUUUCUACAAAUGUGCAGUAUAAGAACGAUGAUGAUGAAUGGGUGGUUUUCGGUAAUAACACAUUCAGGUAUUUCCAAACUAAGAAUACGAAAGCUAAUGUUCUAGCUUUAUCAUUCCUCUUUGAUUUUAGAAUGGGCAAUGAAAGAGUUAUGGUUACCCCCAUUCGGGAGAUUGUUAAGCAAGAUUGGUUUGUUGAUAUACUGAAAGCUCACAGUGAUAAAGUGGAUGCAAUUGUCAUUUUUGGUCAUUUACCAGUUGCUCAUGAUUGGGAAGAAAUGGGCAUCCUACAUUCUGCUAUUAGAGAAUAUUACCCAAACACUUAUAUCCAGUACUUGGGCGGCCACUCCCAUAUUAGGGACUUUACUGUAUUAGAUGAUCAUUCAACAGGCAUACAGUCCGGCAGGUACUGUGAGACAGUUGGAUUCACCUCAAUACAGGAUUUGUCAGCCUCAAAUAUCUAUGAAAAUGUUGAUCGGAAGUACAUUGAUUUUAACCUACAUUCUUUUAUGCAUCAUACCAGAAAGUUUAACCUAGAAGAUUUCAAUACGGAAACUGGUUUAUUUGUAUCCAAAGAGUUGUUCCAUUUUGCUAAAGAAUUGAAGCUGAAUGAAAAAUACGGUGUUGUACCACAGAGUUAUUACAUGGCGGCAGCCGAUUACAAUAACAAUGAUCCAAAAUCUUUGCUAAGAUUUCUUGAAAAUGAUAUAUUACCACAAUUGAAGCCAAAAUCAUGUAACCCUAAUGUUGAGUCUUUUAAUGUUGAGUCUUCCAAUGAUAGAAUAAUAAUGAUUAAUACGGGCGGUAUCAGAUAUGAUUUAUAUAAAGGUGACUUUACUAAGAAUUCCCUCUUUACAGUUUCUCCCUUCAAGAACAUGUGGAAAGUUGUUCCAUCCGUCCCUACUGACCUUGCUCUAUCGCUUCAAUCAAUCCUAAAUAAUGGUGAUUAUAUUAUAAAUGAAAAACAGCUCAAGUCACCAUAUCUAAAAUCACUUGAAAAAAACUUGUCCUUUAAUGAGCUUAACCUUAAUAUUACUAAUGGCCAAGAUGAACGGAAACCGAUAUCUUAUGGCCAUACAACCCUUGACGAUUUUGGAAUAGAUGGUGAUGAUACCAUUCACAAGCAUCUCAACGUAUUCUACGUUCCUAAUGUUAUCCAAUCUCAUCAAUGUCAUGACACACAAACUGAAUACACUGAUGUAGUGUAUUAUGAUUUCAUUGAACCUUUUAUCUUAAAUGCCUUACAACAAGCAUGCAAUAAUGAUUCACGCCUUUACAAUAAUUUAGCAUCCCAUAUUACCUAUUAUAAUGAUUGUCCCGAAGAAUACAAUUUAGGAAAACUUUUGAAAACAUAUGUCACUGAGAAUUGGUCAUAG